This is a messenger RNA of Ruditapes philippinarum (Manila clam), 1173 nucleotides long. RefSeq lists its product as uncharacterized. The transcript is spliced from 4 exons. Bases 11 to 847 code for a protein of 278 amino acids. The record is from RefSeq and is a predicted model, not a curated record. NCBI's taxonomy places the organism in Eukaryota, Metazoa, Mollusca, Bivalvia, Venerida, Veneridae.
AUGGUCACAAAUGGCAACUGAAGAUAACGUCAGAUUUGUAAGAUAUCUAUUUGAAUUGGGCGUUGGCGGGAGACAGGCACUUAGAGAAAUCAUUAUCAGAGAAGUCAGCAGCCGAAGUCAGCCAUUAGAAAAUCUCCUUUCAGAAAAUAGACACCGAUUUAAGUCUGAUGAGCUCCUUACACAGUUGUUUCAAGCAGAUGGUAAAAUAAACACCAACAUUGAACAAUGGGAUAUACGACUACUUUACAAUGUUAUAAAAUCGUUGUUUUGGUCGUCUAUUUCGUCAAGAGAAAGAGGUGCGAUAAAAACAUUGAAUUCUCAUAGAAAGGAUGUACAAAGAAAUCCCGAUGGCACAAGUGUGAUGGAAGUAGAGUACAGAACCAUCCGUGAUGAUUUAAGGACAGCAAUUUUUGAUAUUGCCGAAGCCAUGGACGGAACAAGAAGACAACAAUUGCGUGCCAUUGUCAGUAGAUCUGGAGCAGCAGACCUUGACAUACAGUUUGCUUUAAGACAAAUUUGCGAGCUUAACGAGUUUGCUGAUGACUUAUUGCAAUCUUUGGAACAAAGGUUUCGAGAGACAAAUAGAGGAGUCGAUCGGCGUAGAGUAAAUACAUCUUUCCGAGCAGUGGGAGCAAUUUCGAAGAAUGUUGAAGUAGAGGAGAAUUCAGAUGUACAGAACCAAGAAAAUGAUACUUAUAUGACAGACAUUCAUGGUUCUGCAUUGGAAAUACAAGAAACAAAUAAUAACGCAGGGUUUCACCAGGUUCAUUCAGAUUUCUCUAUAGGUAUUUCCAUUGUUAUUUUUCUCUUAUAUUUAAAAGGACUUGACAAAUGUUUUUUGGCAUGAUUACACCGGGAAAUGCAUCACACAAAAAUCGACUUCCAAUUCAAUUCAGCCUUGACUCAAUUUCUUUAUUAUUGUUUGCAUAUUUUUAGAUGUGAUUGCUGCAGUUGCUUUAUUAAAGAUACUUAAAUAUUGUAUCAAUUCCAGGCUUCUGAACAUCAGUGGAGCCCAUUUAAUACAUUUUUGCACUGCUCACUAUUUAAACAGUAAUAACAUGUUUCAUAUAAAUUUAUGUCUUUGUUUAAAAGUUUUCCGUGUAUUUCUUCAGACCGGUAUGUUGUAUCAUUUUACAAGGAAUUGAUUCAUGUUUUCAAAAGGGGAAUAAAAAU